GCCCCCAUGUUGGUGAAGGCAUGAAAUGUUUCAUCUCAGUAUAGAUGUCUUUUUGUUUUUCAUGCUCUGAACUUGUGCACUUUUUUCUUUUACUGUUAUGUUAUCACAUAUAGGUGGAUGUGGUUCACUGGCUCUUUUGUCUGUUGUCUAUUUGUUAACAAUUCUAAAUAAAUUUUCCUUAUACCUCAUUCCAGAAAGAGGUGCUUGAGAAGUGUUAGUGGUAACGCAUUACAAGUAACCUCUCCUGACCCCAUGUUGAGAGAAAUUGGGAGUAAGUACAGAGGUGUUGUGUGUAAACAUGAUGGUUAUUGUAGUUCUAGACUAAAUGUGAACAUGAUUUACUCAUCUCAUUUGCUCAGUAUUCCUCAAAAUGAAUAAAAACUGAAAUUCAAACUCAGAAUAUUAUGCAAACCAGUAAUAGUUAAGUAUGUGAAAUAACACAAAUAUACUUUAUGUAUUUAAUUUCACUUUAUUAACCAAUGUCUUUGUUGCUGACAUUUGAUGAUCCAAUUCAACCAUACUAAUAAGCUAAAAUGACUUUAGAUAAACAUCACAUUUGUGUUUCAUAUUUUUGUUUUUAUUGGUGAAGUAAGUGUAAAGGCCCGUUCACACCAAGAACGAUAACUAUAUUUGCGUCCACACCAACGAACGGUAACGGUCUGUUUAUUCUAAGCUCACGCGCUGCGGUUUCAAAGUGUGUUCAACGCGUUUUUGCUGUUCUUGUUGUAUUUACACGGCUUUAACCAGCAGAUGUCCUCAGCAUGCUAUGUUUCGAGUGAAUAGCUAGCGCAAUCGAUCUAAUCGCAGUGAAUAUAGUGGAAUAAAAACUCUUUCACUGCAACUUCAAAGGAAGCAAGACAACAUGUUGUUGAAACUAGUGCUGGAUCCCUGAGGUAAUUUUAUGUUACACUGUUUGCUAGCCUGGCAUAACAAUCUCGUAUUAAUACUUCUCACCACUUAUUCCAAGGGUAUGACCGAUUGGUUUCAUAUAUCCAUUUUCUUUAAAGUAUCCUUGAAAAGGGGGGUUGACUUGUCAAACAGUGGUGGCUUUUUCUGGACCUCGGCGAUUAACUUCUCCGCAAUGUCGUCUGCCAUUUUAAAUGCGCGAGCCCUUAAAUUAGAACGGAUUCUGAUUGGCUGUCAGUGUUUUAUCGGUGAACAGCAGGGGGAAAAAAGUGAUUUUAAAGUGAUCCCAACGAUAUAAUUUCUCUAUAUCGUUAUCGUUAUAUAGCUGUGUGGACACUGCUAUUCUAUUAUAUUUAGAACGAUUUUUAUAUUUAGAACGAUUUUUAUAUCUUUGUAGUUAUCUUUAUAGUUAUCGUUUUUGGAGUCUUUAGUUUUAUCAGAUAAAAGAUAGAUACGCUGUACCGAGUCUUUCCGAAAAAAGCCGAGCUCCUGGAGGCGCGCCGUGGGCUGAGCUAAAGAGUCACGAGCGCGCGCAGCUUUUGCGUAGAGAUCUUUAUAAAUAAAAAAGGGAACAAAAACGUUCGUGUUGUUUACAUUAUAUGCACUUGCGCGCGGAUUGCCAACAAAACACAGACAUCUGAUGCAGCUUUACUCAACGCCCGUGAUCUGCAAAUCCAGUGCCGAACUGAAACUUGUUUACAAAGCGUUCACCACCGAAAUCCUGGGAACAAACAUACGUGCACAACUCCGUUGCUGCCCUGGAAAAACAAACUUCAUCCUCUGUUCCCUUAACGCUGGGUUCUUUGGGAAGCUGAAAAAGGUCAUCUUUCCCUCACAACCAAAAACACACUCCUUUGGGGACAGGAGCUGCGUCAUUUCGGAGGCUGCGUCCUCCGGAGGUCGCAUUUGAAGGCUGAAUACUUCAUCAAGGAUGUCAUAUUUAAGAAAAGUAACCGUAAUAAAAUUGACUGAUAUUCAUUGUGAGGUGUAAAAUACUAUAAUUUCUUUCUUACUUUGCAAUCUAAAUUUUUCUUAAAUGAGACCGCCUCGAUGAUGUAUGCGGCCUUCCAAAGGUGCAGCCCCUGAAUUGGGACACAGCCAUUGUUGAAAAAUCUCUCGAUUUCCUUAACCCGAACGAAGCGCGUUGAUGGGCGUGCUCUUGCUCUGGGUGAUGUGUGUGCCCGCUUAUCAGGGAGAAGUGCCUAUACAAGGAAUUCCGCCCUUUAUUACGUGAUAAAGGCCAUACUCUAAAAAAACAUCUGCGAGACAUGUCCACAACCGGAAUUAUAUUUGGCACAGAAAUACUCCGUCAUAUGUCCACCUCGUGUUUUGAAACUUUGGCCAUGUUUAGCAUGAGAAUGCAACUCUUUAACAGUGUAAAUAAGUCAGAAUGCAUGAAAUAGCAUUACCCCCCCUUUAAGAGUAAGAGCUGAAGAGCUGGUUUGUGAGAGCUGCGUCCUCUAAUGUAUAGGCCUGAAUUUGCAUCUUCUUCAGAAUGAGGCUUUUUCAUUUCACUAUUUUAAAGGGCCUUUACAUUUGCCAAAAAUAGAUAUUUACAUUUUCCUUUUUAAUUAAAAAACAAACAAGCAAAGCAUGGGCCAAAUGAUGAAAAAGUAAGGCAAAAGUAAUGUAACACAUUACUUUACAUAAAAAGUAUGCAAAUAGUACCGCAAUUAGUUACAUUUUAAGGAGUAACGCAAUAUUGUAACACAUUACUUUUAAAAGUAACUUUCCCCAACACUGUGCUUGAGUAUAACAAGUUUUAUUUUGCUGUCUGUUUUUUCAUGGAUUUUUAUGAAGAAAUUAAUACUUUUAUUCAGCAAGGAUGCAUUAAAUAAAGUUCAAAAGUCAAAGUACAGACAUUCUGUUUUUUAAACUUUCUAUUCAUCAAAGAAUCCUGCAAAAGUGUAUCAUAGUUACCACAAAAAUACUAAGCAGCACAACUGUUUUCAACAUUGAUAGUAAAAAAAAAUGUUUCUUCAUAUUAGAAUGGUUUCUGAAGGAUCAUGUGACACUGAAGACUAGCGUAAUGAUGCUGAAAAUUCAGCUUUGAUCACAGGAAUAAAUUACAUUUUAAUAUAUAUUUCAAUAGAAAACAGUUAUUUUAAAUUGUAAUAAUAUUUCACAAUAGUCCCGACUCCUGUUUUACUUUAUUUUAGAUCAAUUAAAAUCAGUCAUGGUUAGCAUAAGAGACUUCUUUCAAAAACAAAAUCUUAUCAACCACAUUUGAAUGGUUUGACCAUGUUGCUUGCAACUUUACCCAUUCUGGCUUUUUUAUUACUUUUAUUUUAUGUUUUUUAAAGUCAAUUUGUUUAUUUAAUCUUUACUACUAGAAAGUAAAAUCACACAAAUAAGAAUUUUAAACUGAAUUUAGACGUGUCCCAAUGUUUGAUAACAUGGUUGGAAAAAAAAAUGCAAACAGCUAAUACUGUAGUUCGACUUUCUCAGGCUGACCAUAAGUAUUUUCAUUGAAAGUUAAGUACUUCAUUUCACUGACCAUUUGUUAAAUAAUAAUUCAUUUUUUUAAGAGUUUCACAUCCUAUUUUGUAUCGCUGCAAUUGUAGCUUAUCUCUAGUUGAGAUUGGUUGAAUUUCCUCUAUAGAGAUCCACUCUCCCUGGAUGUCCAUCCAUGUGUUUGUCUUUGACCCAGAAGAGAAUCAUCCUAUGUUUGUUUAAGCCUGUUGUCUGCAUGUUUUCAGAAAUCCAUUAAUCGGUUCCAUAGUUAUCAACCUAAACACAGGCUGAUGGUGUCAGGAGGUCUCUGUUGAGAGAUACUGAUGUCACCGCUCAAAUAAUUGUCAUCUCUCAUGAUAAAAGAUCAUCGCUGCAUGAUAGAGAGGAUUAACUGUUUUUAUCUGGGAUUAAAGACUGCCCCCGUCUAGGUUUCCUAAUGGGUGCGGGUUUAUAUUUCAAAGCUUAAGACCUUCUAAAAGCACUCCAUCCAUCCAUCCUCGGAGAGCUUCACUUCAGUCUGGAGAGAGAAGCUGACUCGCAAGUUUAUACACAAGUACUAGAUCGCACUAUGUUUGAAAUUUUAAUACUUGUUUUAAGGAAGUAUACAUUGAUAUUUCUAUCUUAAUAAGAAGAAUAUCCAGAUGAAGAUUUUAGGAGAUGACAUCUGUGGCGGACAACAUGGAGGAAAUUUCAGUUGAACAGGAUCAGCUGUUUUCCCUCGUUAGUAACGCUCAGCGUGGAAGAAUCGAUGAACAGCGCUGCGCAUUGCGUCCAACAACACCUAAACAAGUUCAUGCCAACAGCACAGCAGAAGCCGAUGAGUUUUUCCAGUUCCUGCUCAAGAGUCAGAGCCAACGAUUAGAUGACCAACGAGUGACGCUUAGUUCAUUGCCAGGGAUGGAGGCAUUCACCAUCAGAGAGCCGAAAGAUGGAAAUGUACUGAAGACAAACUUUGAUCAGUUUUGCAGCAUGGUCAGCAGAGCUCAUAGUGUCAAGAAACACAUCCCUCCAAAAAACACCCUGACCCCUGGGAACCCAGGCUCUGUGAGAAGAGCGAGCUUCAGUCCUCAACCUCCUGCUGAUUCAGACACUUAUAACACACUUACAACCAGAUCAGCCUCAUACAACCCCAUAUCAGACAAGGACAGAAUGGACUAUGAAAGUUUUCAACGUGAGCAGGACCAGCUGUUGUAUCUAGUUAGUCAAGCACAAAGUGGACGUAUAGAUGAACAGCGCUGCUCAAUUAACCCCUUAUCGCCUUCACCCAGACAUAUGGAUAACAGCCAGUCAGAUCAAGAUGUCGAGAAUUUCUUUAAACUCAUUUCUAACACCCAAAAUCGACGGUUAGAUGACCAGCGGGCGACGCUAAACCUGUUGCCAGGAAAACAAGCACUUCCUGGUAUGACCACUCAGGAUUCAGAUCAGCUCUUCAACAUGGUCUCCAGAAUACAGGGCUCUCGGAUAGAUGAUCAGCGCUGCUCUGCUCCCAAAAUCCAGCUGGGGUCUCCUGCCCCCCCAAAGAAGUCUCAUUCUCAACCUGUAUCGCCAACUAACCCUCCAUCUCCCACUAACCCUCCAUCUCCCAGGAGAUCAGGAUCGUUCAGUCCUUCCUCUGAGGUACAAAAUUCUAUUGAUCAGGACCAGUUUUUUUCACUGGUACAUCAUGCACAGCAACGGCGAAUGGAUGACCAGCGGUGCUCAUUUGAACCCUUUAAAAAGACUUCCCCUUCUCCAAAUAACCCAAACGCUAAUCCCACAGCAGAAGAUCCUGAGCAGUUUUUCAAACUAGUGACAGACUUUCAAAGAGGACACCUGGAUGAUCAACGCGUGACACUUAACACAUUGCCAGGCCUCCAGCCGAGAGAGAAGAAUAAAGCAGCCCCUCAAAUCAUGCUGACCCCGGCAUCACCUGCUCCACCAAAGAAAGUUUGUUCCAGUCCUUCCUCUCCCACUCUGACUGUCUAUGAAUCAGACAUACCCGGCAGGCCUCCCCCCAGAUCGGCCUCAUUUUGCCCAGUGUCAGAUAAGGAGGGAUUACAGUAUGAUGACAGGUCUGCGCAGAUAUCAUUUCAGAUUUCCAUGUGCUUCCCUCCACAUCAGACGCUUGGAGCAAAUAAUCAGCCAUGUCCAUUCCCUGAAGUCUUCCUCACAAUCGGACAACCAGGGGAGACUAUAGUCAUUCCUCUCAGCCCUAGGCCUGGCAGACCACUCUCUCUCAAUGUGAACCCACCCAGAAACCAUCGCUCCAGGUCUAAGUCCCCUCACAAGUCUCCUGCCAGACAGGGACACUCGAGACCCUCGUCUCCACACCCAGGAGACGCAGCUAGUCCACUCAGCCCAUACGAGGACUACUUCUCUUUCAUCCAAAGAGUCCACACCGCUCAGCUGCAACAGAACAAUAGACAGGACAGUGCAGAGCCCGGCAAGGAGGCUAGGAAGGGAAAGGAAAAGAGCAGUGGAAAGAAAGAGAAAAAAGAGGGAAACAAAGAAAAGAGAAAAUAAGAUGUAUGUAUGUAUGUAUUUUCAUAUAGGUUUCAUAUCACCUGGAUGAAUGGCAGUGCUACAAAUAAGCUAAAAAUGUUGGUUGAGUAAAAUGAUUGACUGGAAUUUAUUUUAUUUGUGUGUCUGUAUUAAGUGAAGGUGUAAAUGUAGUAUUUAGAAAAAUCUGCUGUGAUGGAUGAUCAAAUAUGUCUGUGCUGCUUCUGUUGUGUUUGACAAUUUUUUUUUGUGAAUUAUAAAUAAAUCUAAAUAUAUA
Molecule: messenger RNA, 6115 nt
Organism: Ctenopharyngodon idella (grass carp)
Lineage: Eukaryota; Metazoa; Chordata; Actinopteri; Cypriniformes; Xenocyprididae
Exons: 12
Coding region: 4018-5862 (614 amino acids)
Molecular function (GO): protein binding; guanyl-nucleotide exchange factor activity
Source: RefSeq, a predicted model, not a curated record